Linum tenue is the source of this 314-nucleotide messenger RNA. The record is from the annotation of a GenBank genome assembly. NCBI's taxonomy places the organism in Eukaryota, Viridiplantae, Streptophyta, Magnoliopsida, Malpighiales, Linaceae.
GUUGUAGCAAGCUACACAAAUGGAAACUGGUGGAGCUAUAGGCAAAACACGCUCUGAAGUGUGGUCUCAUUUUGACCAAAUACAAGUUGGCGAGAAGAGGAAUGCAAUGUGCAAAUACUGCAACUAUUGGUUGGCUACACAUCCCAAGCUAGGAACAAUUCAUUUGUGGAGGCAUUUGGAUAGAUGCACAAAACGAAAGCCUGCACAAAUAGCAGUAUCGGUUGAGGUUCAGAUUGGGUCUGAAAAGGAAACCAAUGACCAUGCUGAUAAUGAUAAUUGAGACUGUGGCAGCUUGAGAUGAGUGAGUGAGUGAU